This is a messenger RNA of Nanorana parkeri, 619 nucleotides long. RefSeq names its product ninjurin-1-like. Gene Ontology annotation, cellular component: membrane. Gene Ontology annotation, biological process: cell adhesion; tissue regeneration. The record is from RefSeq and is a predicted model, not a curated record. The transcript is spliced from 4 exons. Bases 42 to 482 code for a protein of 146 amino acids. Lineage: Eukaryota; Metazoa; Chordata; Amphibia; Anura; Dicroglossidae.
CAGGACGGGAGAAGACCGGAGUAUACGACGUGCUCCGCGCUAUGGGCUCCCGCCGGGAAAAUGUGGCUAUGAACGGUAUGGGGGACAGCUCCCCUCUCCGUGAUGACGAGGUUAUGUAUGAAAGGGGACGAAACCUGAAUAUGAAUCAUUAUGCCAAUAAGAAGAGUGCUGCAGAAAGCAUGCUGGAUAUCGCUCUGCUGAUGGCCAAUGCAUCACAGCUGAAAGCUGUCAUCGAAGAAGGACCCUCAUUCUCGUACUAUGUACCCCUUAUUGUUCUACUCUCCAUAUCUUUCAUCUUCCAGGUUGUGGUGGGAAUUCUGCUCAUCUUCAUCGUAAAAUACGAUCUUAAUAAUCCUGCCAGACACGUCCUGCUGGAUAAGCUGGAAAAUGCAGCUACUGGACUUGUGUUCAUCAUCGUUAUUGUCAACAUUUUAAUCACAGCAUUCGGUGUACAGAACUCAGCAGCUCCGUCUAAAGUAUAGAGUACGAUGUGAUGAGAGCCAAAGACACAAGAUUAUCAGACCAUAGGGGCGGUCCUCCGAGUGAGGCCACAACACGAUUGGUAUGGAAUUAUAUAUUCUAUGGAGCAUUCAGCCAAAUAUUCUGCUCACCUGAUUUU